Molecule: messenger RNA, 1671 nt
Organism: Pollicipes pollicipes
Lineage: Eukaryota; Metazoa; Arthropoda; Thecostraca; Pollicipedomorpha; Pollicipedidae
Product: techylectin-5B-like
Exons: 1
Coding region: 66-1142 (358 amino acids)
Source: RefSeq, a predicted model, not a curated record
CCGCCGCCGCCAAGCCAUCGCUGCGGAGACACGUCGGCUGGCAAGACCAGUUGCAGUUUUGGCAUAUGACGGCCGUCGACUGGUCGCCGCCGGCUGCUGCUGUGUAUGCCAGCUGGCCAGCCGACUCCGCCUGCCACUGUCGCCACCUGUGCCUGGUGGACCGCGGCUGCGCCGCCGCCGAGCUGGUGCCGGCCGGCGGCGGGCUCCACUGCCGGCUGGCCUCGCGCCGCGGCGGCAGCACCGCCGCCUCUACCGCGCUGGCCGCCUUCGUCAGGAACGGCCGCGCCGCGCUCGGCGAGCACUGCCUGAGUGCCGACGAGUGCUGGCGGGGCGAGCUGGGCGCCUCCUGCCAGCAGGGUGUCUGCGCCUGCGCCUCGCCGCAGCUGACCACGCUCGGCUGCUGCGUCAUCGACGGCUGCAGCCGGCUCCUGGAUCGAGGCAUUAACUCCAGCGGACCGUACGUCAUGACCAUGCGGGGAAUGUCGUCUGCCUGGGUGUUCUGCGACAUGGAGACGGCUGGCGGCGGCUGGACCGUGUUCCAGCGGCGUGGCGACGACACGGAGCAGCUUGACUUCUACCGCGACUGGCAGAGCUACCGCGACGGCUUCGGCAACGUAUCCGGCCAGUUCUGGCUCGGCAACGAACUGCUCCACCGCCUCACUUAUGGCGAGCCACAGGAGCUGCGAAUCGAACUGGAGGACUUUGACGGCGACAAGCGAUUCGCCCGCUACGCGUCCUUCAUCGUGGACAGCGAGGCAGACCAGUACCGAUUGCACCUGGGCAACUUCACCGGCGACGUCGGAGACUCGAUGGCGUACGCCAGCGAACAGCAAUUCAGCACCAAGGACAGGGAUAACGACGCAUCGGCUGGCAUCGACUGCGCAAACCACUUCUUCGGCGGCUGGUGGUAUAAUGCGUGCCACUUGGCGAACCUGAAUGGUAUCUAUCUGCGUGAAAGCACGCCGCCGGCCAAUGAAGACGGCGUCAUUGUCGCGAUUGGCAUGUCAUGGGAAGGCUGGAGAGGUCACUUGUAUUCCCUGAAGCGCACCGAAAUGAAGACCAGGCCGGCGCGCCUGCACUCAGCCCAGCUGGCGAUCCCAUUAACACUUCAGGGGGCUACUACACCGGAUGAUCACGCCUGAGGAGACCCGGAGAUGAAGAUCAAUAAUGUUGGCGUCAAGCUAACAUCAGUUUUGUCAACAAUUUGAUGGGCGGGAUGGUCUCUGACAACAGCGGCAGACAUCAUUGCCGGAGGCCCGGCAGGCCGUGAAGGCGAUGAGGAGCUCCGAUGGCUCUCCAAACGUGAGGCAAACAAAUGUCUACGACUGCAGGCUGCGCUGGUUAGCCCGUCAGCUGUAGUGUGGCCAUUUUAGACCUUGCUGAAUCUGCAGCAUGUUCAUUGCUCUACAUAUUUUAAUCUGUAAAUAUGUAUUGAUGCAAUUCAAAUACAGUUAUCUGCAAAGUCAUCAUGCGCAUACAAGGACACAUGAUGAUUGGUGGUUUUCGGACGUUUCGGCUUCAAAGGCCAUAUCAGGCCCAGCUGCAAGGACACAGAAGCGUGCAUCACAAUACAACAAAUAAGGCUAUGCUGCUUGGUGUGCACGUACUCUCACAUACGAAUACACUCUUGUCAUUUCGCGUGUAUCUGCCGCAGCUGGGAAUACAGCGUGA